Messenger RNA from Gastrolobium bilobum, 2525 nucleotides. RefSeq lists its product as uncharacterized. The coding region runs from base 90 to 2525 and encodes 811 amino acids. The transcript is spliced from 7 exons. Gene Ontology annotation, cellular component: nuclear pore. The record is from RefSeq and is a predicted model, not a curated record. NCBI's taxonomy places the organism in Eukaryota, Viridiplantae, Streptophyta, Magnoliopsida, Fabales, Fabaceae.
CCUUGCGCUGAAGGAGCUCGCCAAGGUUAGUUAAUGCUAUCAUUUUUCCCACUUCUUCAUUUGAAUGAUAUUUGAAGGAAUUUGGAAGUAUGAAAGAAAUUGAGAAGAGAAAAGCUUCAAGGAAUAGUCAGACAAAGAGUUCAAGAAGAACCGAAAGGAGAGAUAAUAAAUUGCAUCAAGAUAAUUCAUCCACAACAUUGCAUGAAAAAGGAACUGAAUCUAAGACUCCCCAGGGUAGACCAACUGCAAAUGAUUUUAUAAGUGAUUCGAACACGGCCUCAGAGAAUUCAGAAACUUGUGAAAACAUGGUUAUAGAUUAUGUGGAUGAUGUCAACAGGUCUGAGGAGACACUGGUCGAGAUGAAAGUUAAUGAAAUGGUUGCUAAUGAAAGCAAAAAUGAAGAAGUACUUGAUGAUCAUUUUGGUGAUUUGGAGAAAGAGCAAAAAAGAGGGAAUGAGGAAGUAUCAGAUACUGAGACAGUAAAGGAUUCAGUAUCAUCCCAAGGUGAUUCUUUCACAAAUGAGGAUGAGAAAGUAGAAAAAGCUUCAAAAGAUCCUACGAAUAAGGUUGAAGUGAAUCCUUCAGAAAGCAAUCGUGGAUCAAGGGAGAGAUCUGAUAGAAAAUCAAAGAAAUUGCAAUCAAGUGUAUCUCAUAGCAAUCAAAAGAAACCUAUGAACUCAAAUAAAGGGCCUUCCAAAGUUACGAAUAAAAAUACUUCAUCAACAAAUUCUAAUACUGUGAAAGUUCCUGUAAAAGUUUCAUCAGAAUCUUCUGAAGGAGUUAAUGAAAAACUUGUUCAAGAGGUCAAGGAACUUGAUAUCCUGGAUGGAUCCUCCAAUGGUGCUCAGAGCAUGGGAAGUGAAGAUGACAGUCAUGAAACAGUUAAUGCUGAAGAAAAUGGUGAACAUGAAGAUGUGGCAGCUUUGGAAUUAAAAGUUGAAGAAAUGGAAUUACGAAUUGAAAAGCUUGAAGAGGAACUGAGAGAAGUUGCCGCUCUUGAAGUGUCACUUUAUUCUGUUGUACCAGAGCAUGGGAGCUCAGCACACAAGGUGCACACACCUGCUCGGCGCCUUUCUAGGCUCUAUAUACAUGCUUGUAAGCAUUGGACCCAAAACCGGCGAGCAACAAUUGCCAAAAAUACUGUUUCUGGCCUUAUUUUGGUUGCUAAGUCUUGUGGUAAUGAUGUUUCAAGGUUAACUUUCUGGUUGUCGAAUACCGUUGUGCUGAGAGAGAUAGUUUCGCAAACAUUUGGGAAUUCAUGUCAAGCUAAUCCCCUUAUGAGGUUGGCUGAAUCAAAUGGUUCCGGCAAGAGAAAUGAUGUGAAGGCUGCAGCACUGAAAUGGAAAGGUAGCUCCAAUGGUAAACCAGGAAAUGGUUUUAUGCAGCUUGUUGAAGAUUGGCAAGAGACAGGAACCUUCACAUCUGCCUUAGAGAGAGUAGAAUCAUGGAUCUUUAGUCGGAUAGUGGAGUCAGUGUGGUGGCAGGCUUUGACUCCUUAUAUGCAGUCUCCAUCUGGGGACUCCUCUUCAAUCAAAUCCAUGGGGAGGCUGCUAGGACCUGCUCUGGGUGAUCACAAUCAAGGAAACUUUUCCAUCAAUCUCUGGAGAAAUGCUUUCCAAGAUGCUUUUCAACGACUGUGUCCUGUUCGAGCAGGAGGGCAUGUGUGUGGUUGUUUGCCUGUGUUGGCUAGAAUGGUCAUGGAACAGUGCAUAGCUAGACUAGAUGUUGCAAUGCUCAAUGCUAUUCUUCGGGAGUCAGCCCUUGAGAUCCCAACUGAUCCUGUAUCGGAUCCUAUUGUUGAUUCGAAGGUUUUGCCAAUUCCAGCAGGAAAUUUAAGCUUUGGGUCUGGUGCACAGCUAAAAAAUUCUGUUGGCACUUGGUCUAGAUGGCUUACUGAUAUGUUUGGCAUGGAUGCUGACGAUUGUCUGCAAGAAGAUCAGGAGAGCUGUGAAAAUGAUGAAAGGCAGGGUGGAGAUAGUGAACCUAAAUCAUUUGUUCUCCUUAACGACUUGAGUGACCUUCUAAUGCUACCAAAAGACAUGCUUAUAGAUAGACAUGUUAGACAGGAGGUGUGUCCAUCCAUCACUCUUUCAUUGGUUAUAAGGGUCCUCUGUAACUUCACUCCAGAUGAGUUCUGUCCAGACCCUGUUCCAGGAGCUGUUUUGGAGGCCCUGAACGGGGAGACGAUCGUGGAGCGAAGAUUUUCAGCGGAAUCUGUCAGAAGCUUCCCGUAUGCUGCUGCUCCGGUUAUAUAUGUCCCUCCUUCCUCAGCAAAUGUGGCAGAGAAGGUUGCUGAAGCAGGAGGAAAGUCUCACAUGGCUAGAAAUGUAUCAGCUAUUCAAAGGAGAGGAUAUACGAGUGAUGAAGAACUGGAGGAACUUGAUUCCCCUCUCACAUUCAUCAUUGAUAAGCUGCCAUCAUCUCCAUCAGUCACUGUAAAUGGAGAAGUUAAUCACACGGAGUUAGGGAGCCACCCCACCACAAAUGCUAGAUAUGAACUCCUACGUGAAGUUUGGACCAUGUGA